Messenger RNA from Anthostomella pinea, 726 nucleotides. The record is from the annotation of a GenBank genome assembly. Lineage: Eukaryota; Fungi; Ascomycota; Sordariomycetes; Xylariales; Xylariaceae.
AUGACAUCAAUAUCCCAGGACCAAGACCCAGGUACCCUCGUCAAGGCCCUCCUCACAACGAUAGAGGAACAAAUCAUACCCCUGACCGGCGAAGGCGUAUCGUCAGGAAGCAAAGUCUUCGGCGCCGCCAUCCUGUCCAAAUACAGCCUCACGCCCCUGACAGUAGCGACCAACAACGAGGCCGUGUCGCCGCUUCUGCACGGGGAGAUAAACUGCAUCCAGAAGUUCUUCGCGCAGACGUCCUUCCCAUCAUCCUCAUCCUCUGCAACUCCUACCGCCACCACCCCAUCAGGACCAGACUCAACACCAACAUCACAACGCCCCAACACCAAAGACUGCAUCUUCCUCGCGACGCACGAGCCGUGCAGCCUGUGCCUCUCGGGCAUAACCUGGAGCGGCUUCGACAACUUCUUCUACCUAUUCACGUACGCCGACAGCCGCGACCUCUUCGCGAUCCCGUACGACAUCCAGAUCCUCGAGGAGGUGUUCCGCGUCCCUCUUCCUCUUCCCCAAAAAAGCGAGGAGGCGCGGGAGCUGUAUAACCGCCGCAACAAGUUCUUCACGGCGCGCAGCGUCGCGGAGCUGGUGGAUGAGAUUGCGGACGCGGGGGAGAGGGAGAGGUGGAGGAAGGAGGUACAGAGGGUUAGGGCGCUUUAUGGGAGGUUGAGUGAGACUUAUCAGGAGGGCAAGAUGGAGGGGGUGGAGAGUGCUAGUUUUUGGAAGUAG